AUGCCCGCCUGCGCAGUUCAUCUCAUAUCUCUUUCCUCUCCCUGUACACUCGCUCAGUUCAUCACAGCCCUCAAAUCUCACAAGGACAUCAAACCCCUUACGAUCGCGCGAGUUGUGAGGUGGAUAAUCUUGCCUUCAUCUAUCUCAACUUCCGAGUUACUGGCACAAAACAUUCAUUGGGACCUACUCCUCAUAUUGCCAGAUACCAAUCCUUUGCCUUUUUCUCUCGGCUCGAAAAUUGCUCAUCAAUUUACUCUUCAAGCUGGAAUCCCCUCUCGGCUUCUCUCCUCCUUCGCUGAGAAGAACGAACGUCUCCUACAUCCUACCGCUCCUCUCCCUGAACUGAUAGGCUCUCUAAAUAAGCGUCUUUUUUCUUCCUCCUCCCAAGAUUUAUCUCUUUCUUCUUCGCUCCACAAAUGGGUGGCCACGUUCGGGCAAGCAGAAGGUUCCGGCGCAGUUUCAAUGCUUAAUUUCCUUGCCUUCAAACCAGGAAAAAAAGAGGAAUACCUGAAAUACGGCGCUGAAUUCGCUAAAUCAAUUGGUUCUAAACGCGGCGGCGAUGCUAAGCUCGUUGGUACCGUCAUACGCGAGCGCUCCGGUGGAAAUGAAGACCGCGAAAGCAAGAGUGAAGAUGCUUGGGAUGAGAUGGCUUUGGCGCAUUACCCAAGCAUUCACCAUUUCGCGGAUAUGCUCGCCAGUGAGGAUUAUCAAGCUGUGAACCAGAAGUUCAGGGUACCUAGCUUGAAGGAUACCUGUAUUUUGUGUACGACGGAACUGGGGAUAGAGAACCUAGGGGAGGAGAAAGCAAAAUUGUAG
Glarea lozoyensis ATCC 20868 is the source of this 816-nucleotide messenger RNA. RefSeq lists its product as uncharacterized. Bases 1 to 816 code for a protein of 271 amino acids. NCBI's taxonomy places the organism in Eukaryota, Fungi, Ascomycota, Leotiomycetes, Helotiales, Helotiaceae. The transcript is spliced from 2 exons. The record is from RefSeq and is a predicted model, not a curated record.